Messenger RNA from Pelagomonas calceolata, 1392 nucleotides. The record is from the annotation of a GenBank genome assembly. NCBI's taxonomy places the organism in Eukaryota, Pelagophyceae, Pelagomonadales, Pelagomonadaceae.
GAUCAAUGCUGCGCGUUUGAGCGCGUUUGCAAGCGCUAGGUUUGCCGCAGUGCACAAGGUCAAAUGACCAAUUGUAGGCUUAGUGUGCGCCGUAGAGAUCCCCCGAGCGGCGCAGGACUCGCACGGGACCUCAACGCUCGCUACCUAACGCGCUGUGACCAGUGCGUCCCGCCGCUGGCUCUGUACGCCGCUGCACCACCUGCACAAAGGCUGGCUGUGAGCUUGCACGCCGCCUGGCGGACGCGGACACGAGGCGGCAGGUAUCACAGAGACUACUACUGCACGAGACCAUCGCCGCGGCGCUGACUGCCUUCCUGCAAAAUGCCCAGCGCAGCCUCCGAGGCUGACGCAAAGCGAGUGGACGACGCCGUGCGAGCGAAAGAUGAAGCAGCGCUGCGCGACGCGGUCAGCAAAGAUGACACGCGCGAGCUCGGCUCGCUCGCGGUGCUGCGGUGCGCGGAAACGGGCUGGAUCGAAGGAUUAAGAACGGCCGUCGACGCCGGCGCGAUCUAUCGGUGCAAGACCGCAUCGGGCGCGUCGCCGGCGCAUCUCGCUGCGAUGGGCGGCCACGACAUAUUGCACGUGAUCCUCGACCUCGACAAAUCCGCCGUCAAGGCCGUCAACGCGCAAAAGCAGACGCCGCUCCACUUCGCGGCCGUCGGCGGCAAUGCUCUGGCCGUCUCGGCGCUCGUGCGCAACGGCUCCGACGUAAAUUCUCCUACGUCAGACGGCAGCACGGCGCUCCACUACGCGUGCGGCAAAUGCGCGACGCUCGCCGAGAGUGAGAGACCCAUGGACGGCUGGGAGCGGUGCGUCCACGUGCUGCUCGACAACGGCGCGGACCCCUUCGCGCGCGAUUCAAAGGGAAAGACGCCGGGCGACCGGUUACCAAAGGACGCGCGGGCGCGGGGCGUCCUCGAGGAUUUCAUGCGCAAGAAGGAAGCCGCGGCCGCGGCGGUCGCCGAGGCGCUCUGCGCCGAGCCCGAAACCCAGGCGCCCGCGCCGAAGAAGAAGGGACGGCGUCGCAAGCCGGCGCCGCGGGCCGCCUCGCCGGUGGUGGCGCCUUCGUCGGACUCGGGCUCGGGCUCGGAGACGUCGGGCGCGGCGUCUGGCGAAAUGGCGGCGGCGGUGGAUCGGGCUCGCCACUUCCACCAGCACGAGCUCCCGGCACUUACAGCACGAGCUCGCGCGGCGUCGCUCGCUGACGACACCACACCGUGGUCCACCGUCGUGCGCCGGCGCGGGGCUGCUGCGCCCGAGCCCGCGCCGCUACCGGAACCGUCACCGCCGCCGCCGCCGCGCGACGUCAACGAGCUCUUCGCGGCGCUCUUCCCCGCGGCGCCGGCGCUGGCGCUGCGGGCCGAGCACCUGCUCCUGCCGUCGGAGGACCUG